This is a messenger RNA of Aspergillus wentii DTO 134E9, 1488 nucleotides long. RefSeq lists its product as uncharacterized. Gene Ontology annotation, biological process: carbohydrate metabolic process. The transcript has 4 exons. The record is from RefSeq and is a predicted model, not a curated record. NCBI's taxonomy places the organism in Eukaryota, Fungi, Ascomycota, Eurotiomycetes, Eurotiales, Aspergillaceae. The coding region runs from base 6 to 1259 and encodes 417 amino acids. Gene Ontology annotation, molecular function: polygalacturonase activity.
ACAUAAUGCUGGUCCAUAUUCUCUCUCUUUUAGGCCUCAGUCUGCUAAGUGCAGCAGCCCAUAAUCAAACAUGCACCGUCUUGCCCCUCGGCCAUGGACAAGAUGAUGUACCUAACAUACUCAAAGCAGUCCAUCAAUGUGGAAAAGGUGGUCGAGUUGUCCUUCCAUCUCCAUAUACUUACAGAAUCAACCAGCGCAUGACAACCCAUCUCGAGAAUUCGCGACUAGAGCUUGAAGGAACUCUACUCUUCAGCGACAAUAUCAACUACUGGGUGAACAAUUCUUAUCGAGUUGACUUUCAGAACCAGUCUACUGCAUGGCGUAUCACAGGCCAUGAUUAUGAAAUCGACGGCGGAAGACAGAUGGGUGGCAUCGAUGGGAAUGGACAACUAUGGUACACAUGGGCCAAAGGGGGGAGUAACGUCUUUGGUCGACCGAUGCCACUGCACGUUUUUAAUUCAACAAGAGCAACAUUACGGAAUAUCGCAAUCAGACAACCGCAAUUCUGGGCUGUGUUGGUGGAUUCGUCCUCGGAUAUCGUGCUGGAUAAUUUCUAUGUCAAUGCGACCAAUACAGAUUAUAAAGCCGAUAAAGAAGAACAGUGGGUUCAGAAUACAGACGGAAUUGAUACGUUCCGGUCGGAUAAUAUCACCAUUACGAAUUGGGUAUACCAAGGUGGUGACGAUGCAGUCGCUUUCAAGGGAAAUUCGACUAAUAUCCAUGUUGAGAAUGUGGCUGUCUAUGGUGGCCCUGGCAUUGCAUUUGGUUCUCUUGGACAGUAUCCUGAUCGACCGGAUAUUGUGGAGAAUAUCACCGUUCGAAAUAUCAGUUUGCAGCCAUCGUUGCAACGAGCGAUGUCGUCGGGUAUUUACUUUAAGAGCUGGAUUGGCGGAGGUGGGCAUGGAUACGUGCGCAAUGUCAACAUUGAGAAUAUCAAACUCAAAGAUGUGGAACUCCCAAUAUACAUCGACACAUGCCUGAGCUACCUCCCCGGAAAGAACGUCACCCAAUACUGCAACACAUCGCCGUACCAUUUUAACCAUUUGCAUUUCAAGAAUAUCAGUGGAAAUGGACUUGCCACGCCUACUGACUACACUGAACAGAAUAUCACGUUCGGGAUUUCGCUGCUCUGCUCGAAGGAGGCACCAUGUACGGAUUUGACUUUUGAGGGUGUAAAUGUCACGCUGCCAGACGGGUAUACUGGAUCUCAGGUUCUUUGUGAGAAUGCCCAGGUGAAGGGAUUGGUUUGCAAUCAAUAGAUGAACCCAUUUCAUUCUGGGUGUUAUUAAGAUAAUCUUUCACAGAGAUCCCGGAAAGAUUAAGCGCUGUUCCUUCCUCCAAUUCCUUCAAUCGAUGCUGAAAUGAGUCCCUUCAGAGGAAGACCAGUAAAACCACUGGAUGACCUGUCGAUGAAGCAUGAUGGAUAGCAAUAUCAUAUUUUCUACUCUCUCUAUUCCAUCGAACAAGUAGCAUAAGUCUUGACUAAGG